Molecule: messenger RNA, 522 nt
Organism: Penicillium vulpinum
Lineage: Eukaryota; Fungi; Ascomycota; Eurotiomycetes; Eurotiales; Aspergillaceae
Exons: 1
Coding region: 1-522 (173 amino acids)
Source: RefSeq, a predicted model, not a curated record
AUGUCCUAUCAGUGGUCUCAUUACAUUAAUUCGAUGGGUGAUUGCGGAAGCUCCCCAUCAGAAGCACGUCACCGAGACUGCAUAUUUGACGCCAUGGAAUUUGCCUGGUUACCACGUCAAUGCUUUGAUCCUGAGCUUCAGGAGCGGUUUUUAUCACUCCGCGAGUGGGUAUGGUAUCUGGAUCAAGCAGGUACUGUACCUGCUGAUGGGAAACUCGUCCUUUCGGGGUUUUAUGAGGAGCUAUAUGCUACGCAAGAAUACCACGUGUUCCACUGUACAUAUAUGUGGAGAAAGAUCCAUCAGGCCUUACUAGAUGGGAGUUUGAUCGACGGGUAUAUUGGUGACACACAUCAUACAGCGCAUUGUGAGCGACAAAUCGCAACUUUUUGGGAUUUGAACUUGAACGAUACGAGUACUCCAGUAUACGUUAAGUAUGCGAACUGUCCCAAGGAACUUAAUGGCCUUGGUCGCAUGGGAUGGUACCGGAUGAUAAAUGGGAAGAAAGUGCAUCGUGACCCGUGA